GGAAAAAAAAAACAUUCGGGAUUCGAAUUGCUGACUGCUAUUCUUGUAAAGUCCAGCGAACAGAAAUGAAAAGUUGAGCGGAGGAAAAACAGAGCAUAGCAAGCAACUAGAGAGAGAGUCGAAAAUAUCAAUCGAAUUGGGGGAAAAGCUUCGUCAAUCGAUCAUGGCGGAUUCGUCGGGGACGACGCUGAUGGAUCUGAUUACUGCCGACCCAUCAACGACUUCGGCGGGAUCCACCUCCACAGCUGCUUCAUCGGUCCAGUCGUCGACGAUUAGUUCAUCUUCAAAUUCCUCCUCAAGUGUUCUCCCAAGUGCACUGGGGAAGCCAGCCGGAGAGAAGAGGUCUAAGAGGGCGGCACUGAUGCAGAUCCAAAAUGAUACAAUUUCUGCUGCUAAAGCAGCUUUGAAUCCUGUGAGGACCAACAUUAUGCCGCAAAGGCAGAGCAAGAAGAAGCCUGUUUCUUAUUCCCAAUUGGCGAGGAGUAUUCAUGAACUAGCUGCUACGUCUGAUCAGAAAAGCUCCCAGAAGCAGUUGGUGCAUCAUGUAUUCCCAAAACUUGCCGUCUAUAAUUCAGUCGAUCCUUCGUUGGCACCAUCUCUUCUCAUGUUAAAUCAGCAGUGUGAAGAUAGGAGUGUCCUCCGUUAUGUGUACUAUUAUUUAGCCAGAAUUUUAUCUGAUAAUGGUGCACAAGGUGUAAGUACAGGUGGUGGGAUCCCAACCCCUAAUUGGGAUGCUUUGGCUGAUAUUGAUGCAGUUGGGGGGGUGACUCGAGCUGAUGUUGUACCAAGAAUAGUCAAUCAGCUUGUAAAAGAAGCCUCUAAUCCUGAUGUUGAAUUUCAUGCUAGAAGACUACAAGCACUAAAGGCUCUUACCUAUGCUCCUUCAAGCAGCUCUGAGAUUUUAUCCCAACUAUAUGAAAUUGUCUUUUCAAUUCUCGAUAAGGUUGCUGAUGCUCCUCAAAAACGCAAGAAAGGGGUACUUGGGACCAAAGGUGGUGAUAAGGAGUCUGUCAUAAGGAGCAAUUUGCAACAAGCUGCGCUAAGUGCAUUGAGAAGACUUCCCCUUGAUCCAGGAAAUCCUGCAUUUCUGCAUCGUGCAGUCCAGGGAGUGUCGUUCACUGAUCCAGUUGCUGUGAGACAUGCAUUGGAAAUGCUUUCCGAACUAGCUGCUAGAGAUCCUUAUGCAGUAGCAAUGUCACUAGGAAAACAUGUACAAGCUGGAGGGGCAUUGCUGGAUGUUCUCCAUUUACAUGAUGUUCUGGCCAGGGUUUCGCUUGCACGGUUGUGCCAUUCAAUAUCCAGAGCAAGGGCAUUGGAUGAACGGCCAGAUAUUAAGUCGCAGUUCAACUCAGUGCUUUAUCAGCUUCUUCUUGAUCCGAGUGAAAGGGUUUGUUUUGAAGCAAUCUUAUGUGUUCUUGGUAAAUCAGACAACACAGAUAGGACUGAAGAGCGAGCUGCCGGUUGGUAUCGUCUGACAAGGGAGUUUCUCAAGCUACCAGAAGCGCCAUCAAAGGAAACUUCCAAAGAUAAAUCUCAGAAGAUUAGACGUCCUCAACCUCUUAUCAAACUUGUCAUGCGAAGGUUAGAGAGUUCAUUCCGUAGUUUCUCAAGGCCUGUUCUUCAUGCGGCAGCAAGAGUUGUGCAAGAGAUGGGAAGAAGUCGGGCUGCUGCAUUUUCCUUAGGCCUACAGGAUAUUGAUGAAGGGGCUUUUGUUAAUUCAUUUUCUGAGGCUGCUGAUUCUCAGGAUUUAGAUGCUAACGAAAACUCACAUCCUGAAAGUAUACGAAGAACUGCUUCAGUGGCAAAUGGUAGGGGCGAGAAAGAUACAAUUGCUAGUUUGCUGGCUUCAUUGAUGGAAGUAGUGCGAACAACAGUAGCAUGUGAAUGUGUCUAUGUUCGAGCCAUGGUAAUUAAGGCCUUGAUAUGGAUGCAAAGUCCCCACGAUUCAUUUGAUGAACUUGAAUCCAUUAUUGCAUCAGAGCUUUCUGACCCAGCCUGGCCAGCAGGACUGUUGAAUGAUAUUUUGCUUACUUUGCAUGCUCGAUUUAAGGCAACCCCUGAUAUGGCUGUUACUCUUCUUCAAAUCGCUCGAGUUUUUGCAACUAAAGUUCCUGGGAAGAUUGAUGCGGAUGUCUUGCAACUACUGUGGAAAACGUGCCUCGUUGGAGCUGGUCCUGACUGGAAGCACACAGCGUUGGAAGCAGUAACUCUGGUUCUAGAUCUUCCUCCACCCCAACCUGGCUCUAUGACCUCCAUUACUUCAGUAGACCGUGUUGCAGCUUCUGAUCCUAAGUCAGCACUAGCUUUACAGAGAUUGGUGCAAGCUGCGGUGUGGUUUCUUGGAGAGAAUGCAAAUUAUGCUGCAUCCGAGUAUGCUUGGGAAUCAGCAACCCCUCCUGGUACAGCAUUGAUGAUGUUAGAUGCAGACAAAAUGGUUGCUGCUGCUGGCUCUCGCAAUCCUACUCUGGCUGGUGCUUUGACUCGUCUUCAGAGAAAUGCCUUCAGUGGAAGCUGGGAGAUUCGUCUAGUUGCUGCUCAAGCUCUCACUACGGUGGCAAUCAGGUCGGGUGAGCCAUAUAGGCUUCAGAUUUAUGACUUCUUGCAUUCUUUAGCCCAAGGUGGUAUACAGUCUCAAUUUUCAGAGAUGCAUCUUAGCAAUGGUGAAGAUCAAGGGGCCAGUGGUACUGGCCUUGGAGUUUUAAUAAGUCCAAUGAUAAAGGUGCUUGAUGAAAUGUAUCGAGCUCAAGAUGAUUUGAUCAAAGAUAUUCGCUACCAUGACAAUGCUAAAAAAGAAUGGACAGAUGAGGAGCUUAAAAAGCUAUACGAGACCCAUGAAAGAUUGUUGGAUCUUGUUUCACUAUUUUGUUACGUUCCUAGAGCAAAGUACCUACCUCUGGGGCCAAUUAGUGCAAAGCUGAUUGACAUCUAUCGGACACGACAUAAUAUAAGUGCAUCAACUGGUUUGAGUGAUCCAGCUGUUGCUACUGGCAUUUCUGAUCUUAUUUAUGAAUCAAAACCUGCAACCAGUGAGCCAGAUGCUCUUGAUGAUGACCUAGUGAAUGCUUGGGCAGCAAAUCUUGGUGAUGAUGGACUUUUGGGCAGCAGUGCACCAGCAAUGAGUAGAGUUAAUGAAUUUCUUGCUGGAGCUGGAACUGAUGCUCCAGAUGUUGAUGAAGAAAAUAUCAUCUCAAGGCCGUCAGUUAGUUAUGAUGACAUGUGGGCGAAAACUCUUUUAGAGACUUCUGAACUAGAGGAAGAUGAUGCAAGAUCCUCUGGGACAUCCUCUCCUGAGUCAACAGGCUCAGUUGAAACCUCCAUAUCUUCUCACUUUGGUGGAAUGAGCUAUCCUUCACUGUUUAGUUCACGACCUUCCUAUGGUGGCACCCAAACUUCGGAAAGGUCAGGAGCGAGCAGAUUUAGCAAUCCAUCAAUAGACGAGGGUUUAGAUUCUCCGAUCAGGGAAGAUCCCCCUCCUUACUCACCCCCUCAUAGGCAACGGUACGAAUCAUUUGAAAACCCUUUAGCAGGGCGUGGUUCUCAGAGUUUUGGAUCUCAAGAAGAGCGUGCCUCUUCUGGAAAUCCACAACGUGGAUCCGCUCUCUAUGACUUCACUGCUGGUGGCGAUGAUGAGUUAAGUUUAACAGCUGGUGAAGAAGUCGAUAUUGAGUACGAAGUAGAUGGCUGGUUUUAUGUGAAAAAGAAACGCCCCGGGAGGGAUGGAAAAAUGGCAGGGCUCGUUCCUGUCCUUUAUGUUAAUCAAUCUUGAUUUCUGUGGCAUGUUAAUCAUGAGGCUUCCUCGAUGAAUCCCGACAUCACGACAUGCCUUGCAAGUUCCUUCUCCCUCUCCAUUAUUUCUUUGCCGGAUCCCACAUUUUCUUCAGCGGGCCUCCACAAUAUCUCUACUGGUUUUGUAGGUGGAUACUACAACUGGUUUGUUCAUUAACUUCGUUGCAUCCAUAUGAUGUGUGCUUUGUUAUUCAUUAUUUUUUGGGGGGUAUGAUAGUCGUGGCAACGAAGCUCAUAUGUCAUUUGAUUUUAACACGAUCUUAAAUGGGAGGUCAUGCUUGGCCAACUAUGAUCAUGUUCUUGAAACAGUAGGAAGAUAGAUGGGAUGCAUUAUUGUUAGUGUAUGUAUUUUAUUACAGUCAUUUCAUCACAUUUGUUCUAAUGAGAAGUCGAGAGAUUUCGAGAGAUGAUUAGGGUUAGUCUUGAGUUCUUUAUUUAAUUCAUCAUUCUUGUGUGGUUGUGUUGAAAUGCGAGGAGAGACGUUUAGGAUGAUUCCUUCGGAUGACAACAUUAGUGUUUGGCUGCAAUUUUGUUUGUUAGUAAUUUUUAAUAUCCUGACAUUUGUUACCUCA
This is a messenger RNA of Cucumis melo (muskmelon), 4358 nucleotides long. RefSeq lists its product as uncharacterized. The transcript has 27 exons. The record is from RefSeq and is a predicted model, not a curated record. Lineage: Eukaryota; Viridiplantae; Streptophyta; Magnoliopsida; Cucurbitales; Cucurbitaceae. Gene Ontology annotation, molecular function: protein binding. Bases 164 to 3766 code for a protein of 1200 amino acids.